UGUGAGGCGGGAGAAGAUGGCGGUGCGGCGGCAGCUGGAGGCGAUGCUGCGCGACCUGCAGCCCGGCGGUACCAUCGUUGUGGAGGGGCAGCCGCCCCCCGUGGCACCGGUCCCGGCCCCGGCCCUGGUCCAGGUCCAGGUCCCGGUCCCGGUCCCAGCCCCGGUCCAGGUCCCGGCCCCGGUCCCAGCCCCGGUCCAGGUCCCGGCCCCGGUCCAUGUCCCGGUCCAGGUCCCGGCCCCGGUCCAGGUCCCGGCCCCGGUCCAGGUCCCGGCCCCGGUCCAUGUCCCGGUCCCGGCCCCGCCGACUUCCUCGUCGCAGCCCGCGGGGCUGGUGUCGCUACCGCGGUGGCAGGGGCUGCUGCUGGAGCCGUGCGCCAUGUUCCAGUGCCGCGGCUGCUGGGCCGUGCUCAGCGACUCCCUGCACCUGUGCGCGCACGAGGAGGGCCCGCUCGACAUCCUCGUCUGUUACAGAGUCACGAAGGACGUGAUCUGGGAGGACUCGCUGACGAUCGGCCUGGAGGGACCCCUGCUGGGGUGUGCUUACCACACAUUGACCUGUCAGUUGUGCGGCUUGGCUCUGGGCUUCAUUCUUUAUUCUGCCUCCAGGGAGCUGGCGUAUCUCCGAGGCUUCUUCUGUUUCUUCAAGGACAGCAUCCUCUGUUACCUCUUGAAAUCCCAAAUAGUAGUAGAAGCUUCUAAGAUGGAUUUUCCUCCUGAGACCUUAUGGGAACGACUGCAGACACUGAAGGAAAAGCUUGUGGAGAGCCACACACGCAUAGAAUCACUGGUGAAGAUGCUGAAGAAACUGGAGGAAAAAAACAAUGGGCAGAAAGGCAGAGAUCUGCAGCAGAUGCAGCUGGAUCACUCCCAGGAUACGAAAUAGUCAGGGUCAGCUAGUAAUACACCAUUUCAGGAACUGCUGGAGUUGUUUCUGCAUCUCUGCUGAGUUUAUUCCUUACGAUGAACUAAUGCACCAGAACAGCUUUGAGGGUUGAUCUGUCAUGUUAUCUCUGCACAGAAAGAACAGAUGCUUAAGUGCAUCCCUUCAGUCUAAGAACACCUGAAUAUCUGACAUCCUGAAGAUAUACUUGGAAAAACGAAUAGCUCACCCAUGCAGCACAUCACUCUCCGAGACACUGUAACAGUGAUUCUCUCUAAUGACUUCAGGGGGAAAACCAGGCUUUGAAAUACAAAAAUUAGUUUUCUGCAACAUACAAAACAUACUAAGAUGACAUUCAAGAGGAGCUGUUAUAAACUGAACAUUCUUGUGGAGAUCUAAAGUUCUUGUCCUACCCUUUCAUAGAGAUACCUUGUUAAGAGCAGCCAGCUGUUGCCAUUAGCUACAUCUGGUACAUGAGGCACUACUAAAGGGUGUCCUGAUCGGUUCUUUUAGACUUGCUUCUGUGUGGCCUGCAAAAAGAGCAAGCUAGCACAGCCUAGAAGCUGUAGAGUGCUUGGUGCAUGAAUGUGCACCAAGUGGCACAGUGCUGGCUGGAGCACAAAUUUUUGGAUUUCAAAUUCCAGGGAAAUACAUGUGCCAGCCACCAGUAUUUCUCUCUGUUUUUAAUGGGUGCUGCUUCUUUCCAAACAUCUAGAAAGUAAUUUGAUGGAAAAGAAGGAACACCUGUUGGUUUUAUGACAGAAUAUCUUUAACCCCAGUUCUUGGUAUUUGGAAGAUUAAAGGUCAGUUUUUUCUCCCUUUUGUUGCCUAAAGGACUGAUGCUUUAAACCUUCCAUAAAGUUUAGUAGUUGUAUGUAGUAGUCUAGAGAGGACUGUAUUUACUUCAUUAAUUCUAGUGAUGCAAUUUUCCAUCCCCUUACUUCCAUAUAUGACUGGCAGACUGCACUCCCCAUUGCUGCUACUGCCAGUACUCCCUGUAUUUAAUGUUGUUAAUUGUUGUGUUUGCAAAAUAACUCUUGUUGUGGGCUUGGAGCAGGGAAGGCAAAACUUACUGUAAAGCACUUCAGAGGCUUCAGGGGGCCAGCCAGUACCUACACUGCUACUGCUUUUUCAUGGAGAGUUUGGAUUGUCUCAGUUCGUUCUGAUGAAGCCAUAACUUGGAAUACCAUCAGCCGUUCUGCAGAGAGAAGAGGGGUACUCUCUGUUAAAUUCUACUAUUGUAUGCUAUAUAAAUGAUUUUAUUGUUAGUUUUACAAAUUUGGUAUGCAUAAGUGCAGAAAUACAGCGCUUUUCAAUGACAGCUAAGCUCAGGAUAUCAAAAGUACCUACCUGAAGUAAAUGUUACACUCUUGUGAGAUCUGCUUCACUGCUUGUAAUGACAUGGUAACUUCUCUAAAAUGAGCUUUAUCCUGAACCCUUCACUGGAAUGUUGUUUGUCAGAGUAGUCUCUGUGUAUAUGCAUGUACAGUUUGGAUUUGUUGUAUUUGAUUAUUUCAUUAUUCAGAACAAAGUAAAUUUAUCUGCCUUCCAAGAA
Molecule: messenger RNA, 2435 nt
Organism: Melopsittacus undulatus (budgerigar)
Lineage: Eukaryota; Metazoa; Chordata; Aves; Psittaciformes; Psittaculidae
Gene: OIP5
Product: Opa interacting protein 5
Exons: 5
Coding region: 17-883 (288 amino acids)
Biological process (GO): CENP-A containing chromatin assembly; chromosome segregation
Cellular component (GO): chromosome, centromeric region; nucleus; chromatin
Source: RefSeq, a predicted model, not a curated record